AUGACCAUCAGCCAAGCCGCUGGGGAUAACACCAUUAACUGCUGGCGUAUCCUUGCCAUCUCCUCCAUUGUGUUCUUCUUCGUGGACUUUGGGUUCUACCUCACUGUGCCUGCUCAAACGAGGAUCUUCGAAGAGAUCAUCUGUCGACAAUACACUGCUCAAGGGGACUGUAAGAUCGCUCCGGUGCAGAGCGAAUUGGCGGCUGUCAAUGGGUGGAAGGAUACAUUUGAUGCUCUACCGGGCAUUCUUCUGUCGAUUCCCUACGGUGUUCUGGCCGACCGCAUCGGACGGAAGCCAUGCUUACUGUUGGGCCUCCUUGGUGUAAUUCUGGGAGAAAGCUGGACUCGUCUCGUGUGUAUGUUUUGUUUCUGGCCGCAGAUCCUACCUCUCCGGCUGGUUUGGCUCGCGGGCGUCUUCCGUCUCCUUGGGGGUGGAGACCUGGUCGUCUCCUCCCUCGUUAGCGUGAUCGUCGCCGAUGUUUUCCACGACAAGGAUCGAGCUACGGCGCUGUUCCAACUCAGCGCGGCGGUGAUGAUCGCUGAACUACUUGCCAUCCCCUUAGGCGGCGCGCUCAUGGCGUGGAGUUCCCCAUGGCUCCCUUUCGUCCUGGGACUUCUCACCCUCGCUGCUGGGAUCCCCCUGGUGGCGUUCUUGCUUCCCGAGACAUUGCCAGAGCCUUCUUUCGAACGAAAUCAGUGCCGGACCGUAGAAGAGGAGGAUGUGGAGGAGGGCCGAUCAGACGCCUCCUUCGCCGCGCGGCUUCGUGUCCUCUUCUCGGCCAUCAACUUCAUCACACAGAGAAACAUCUUCCUCGCUCUGGCCAUGUUUCUGGCUUCCAGUCUCAGCCGCCAAUCCACCUCCCUCUUGCUUCAGUACUCGUCGACUCGGUAUGGCUGGACAAUCCCAAGGGCUAGUCUCUUUCUCUCUGUCCGCGGACUGGUCACACUGGCCGUCUAUCUCGUCCUGAUGCCUGCUCUCUCCGGCGUUCUCACGGCCACUACCAGCCUCUCGGCGAUGCAAAAGGAUCGGCGCAUGGCUCAACUGAGCGGCAUUCUCUCGGCCGCCGGUCUAGGCAUGGUUGCGCUCGCGGCCAUCCCUGAAUGGUAUGUGGCGGGGUUGGUUAUCUCAGCCCUUGGGGCGGGAUUUAUUGUCUUCGCGCGCAGCCUUGCCACCCAGUUGGUGACCCCGGCCCAGCGAAGCACGCUCUAUGCAGCAGUGGCCGUGGUGCAAUCAGUGGGUGCUUUGGCGGCCGGCCCGUUACUGGCCGAUUUAUUCCGAGCUGGUUUAACCCUGGGGAGGGAGAAAAUGGGUUUGCCCUUUCUCUUCGCUGGGCUCCUGGUUGGGUUGGCGGUUGCUGCAGUCUCCGCUGUUCGUGACAACGACAACCUCCGGGGUGAAGGGGACGAUGCAGAGCGCCAAGCCUUGCUGGGGACGUAA
This is a messenger RNA of Aspergillus fumigatus Af293, 1437 nucleotides long. The record is from RefSeq and is a predicted model, not a curated record. NCBI's taxonomy places the organism in Eukaryota, Fungi, Ascomycota, Eurotiomycetes, Eurotiales, Aspergillaceae.